AUGCACAAACUGUCGACGCAAAAUAGCAGCGAGAUAGCUGGCCAUGCCAUUGGCCUCGCGUCCAUAAUUCAGCUGGUCGGCCCCGACGCAUUCCAGGAUGGCCAUCACCACCAAGCGUUUGUCUUUUCUCGUUUGGUGUUGCGACGGCGCUUGUCAAAGAGCAGCCCACCUUCUUGGAUGUACCAUUGUGAACAGACUUCUGUGUAUAAUUCUCGGGAUGUCUUAAACAAGGAAAACACAUCAGCAUAG
Molecule: messenger RNA, 249 nt
Organism: Akanthomyces muscarius
Lineage: Eukaryota; Fungi; Ascomycota; Sordariomycetes; Hypocreales; Cordycipitaceae
Exons: 4
Coding region: 1-249 (82 amino acids)
Source: RefSeq, a predicted model, not a curated record